Messenger RNA from Ziziphus jujuba (common jujube), 3852 nucleotides. RefSeq lists its product as uncharacterized. The transcript has 3 exons. Bases 818 to 2428 code for a protein of 536 amino acids. NCBI's taxonomy places the organism in Eukaryota, Viridiplantae, Streptophyta, Magnoliopsida, Rosales, Rhamnaceae. The record is from RefSeq and is a predicted model, not a curated record.
GAGAUUCUGAGUUACACUUUGGGUUGUGAGUUUUUUACAAACAAGACAAAGUUAAGGCAUAGUUUGGAUGUUUCAGAUUCAGUAUUCCAUAUCUAUUUACUUCCUUACACCUUGGGAUUCUCCAAACCAUACCCACCAAUCCUGACCGUCCAUAUCCAACAGCCAAAGGUCCUCUUCCUCUACACGUGCUUCCUAUCUUUUCUUUCUUCUUUUUUUAUAUUGAUUUUUUUUCUUUUUUUGUUUGGCUUCCAUGCAUGGAAUUCUCCUCCAACUACAACACAAAACAAGAGAGAGAAAGAAAGAAAGAGUCUUGCUUUUGCUUUGAUUCUUCCUUACAGGCCUCUUCAUCGCCAUCAUUAGCGACCCAUUCCUACUAGAUUUUAUUUUAUUUUUUAUUUUUUACAAACAAAAAUUUAUUAAAUUUUGAAAACAGAGCUGAAGAGUAUAUAUGGAAAUGGAUUUUAAAGGGAACCCUUUUUAAUGGGUCGGAUCUCGUACUUCACAAAAACUGUCACAUCUCAAACACUUUGAUUUUCCAUCUCUGUGUGUUCAUCAUCAUCUGGCAAUAAAGCAGGAAACUUCGUGAUCUGUUUAUCUCGAUCUAAGAUUGUUCUGUCGAAAAUUCCUCUGUUUCUUUCCACCAUUUUUGGGUCCUUUUUUUUCUUUUUUUGCUGUGGAAAACUAGAUCAUGGAAUGCAGCAUUCUAGCUUCAGCUUUCAGGUAAGCCAUAGUUGGCUGAUUUUCAUCUUUUUUUGGUUUGUUUUAUUGGUUUUGUCUUUCUCUUUUUUUUACUGGGUAAUCAAAAUCAAAAAGAACCAUGGAAGAAAAUCAGAAAAAGAAAUUCGUGUGCAAAUUUUGCAAUAGAAAGUUUCCAUGUGGGAAGUCUUUGGGUGGUCAUAUCAGAACCCAUAUGAAUGAGAAUCAUUCAACUAGGAAAGAAGAUGAAGAAGAAAAAGCUCUGAAAUUUUCACCUUUCAAUGGUGUGAAAAAAACCCAGAAAGAUUCAGGGUCAGAAGCUGGAGGGCAAUCUGGUUAUGGUCUCAGAGAGAACCCCAAAAAGACUUGGAGGUUUGUGGAUUCGAGCUCUACUUUACGGCAAGAAAAAGUUUGUAAAGAAUGUGGUAAAGGGUUUCAAUCAUUGAAAGCUCUUUGUGGUCACAUGGCUUGUCAUUCGGACAAGGAGAAGCUGCUAAUAAACAACAACAAUAACAAGCUUGAAGAAGAAGACGAAGAAGAAGAAGAUGAAGAACAAUCAGAGACUAGUGAGAAGCAGAAACUAGUAAUGGAUAGUCAUUCUGAUACUGAAACAUCAUCUCCAAGAAAGACAAAGAUCUCAAAAAGAAUCAAGUACAUGACCCUUGAUGUUUACUCUUCUUUGGGGAAUGGUGGUUCUUCAUCUGUCUCGGGAAUUGAGCAAGAACAACAGGAAGUUGCUAUAAGCUUGAUGAUGUUGUCUAGGGAUUCUGGUAAUGGUUAUUAUAAUAAAGGAGGUUUGAAUUCAGUUGCUGAAUCUUCGGAUAACAAUUCAGUGGUUUUGGAAGCUAAAUCGUCCUCCAUUGAAAUGGUCAAGAAAGCUAGAGAUGGGAUUGUGAAAUCUGCCGAGAUUAGUGUCUCUGAGAAUUCCGAUUCUGGGUAUUUCAGAAAUGGGCCCAAAAAGAUUGAAUCCGAUGUGUCUGUUGAUGGGUCUCUGAGAAAUGUCAAAUUUAAGAAGAUUGAAGCGGAAUCUGGAUCCGGAUUUGACAAAUUUCAGUGUGUGAAAUCUGAAUUGGGGAAGAAUUUGGUGAAUGAAGAAGAAGAAGAAGCUGCUAACAAUCUAGAAGGUAGAGGUUAUUCCAAAUAUGAGCUCAGAAAGAGAGCCAAGAAUGGAUUUUACAGACCACAAAUUGGAUCCUCCUGUAAGAAAGAAACAAAUUAUUCUUCUUCGAAUGUUGAAUUCAGCGGAAAUUCUCAGAAGAGGAACAAAUAUGAGUGCAUGACCUGUAACAAGAUCUUCCAUUCCCAUCGAGCUCUUGGAGGACACAGAGCUAGUCAUACAAAGACCAAUGGCUGCUGUGAAUCAGUGUAUGAGAGUGGUGAAAACAGUAUAGAGACUGAUGACUAUCCUGUUCAAACAACACCUGUGGUAAAGCUCAUUGAGAAUUCAAGUGGGAAAAACACAGUUAAGCAGCAUUUCUACGGCAAUGUCGAAAGAAAACCGGCAACAAAAAAGGGAAAGGAACAUGAAUGUCCAAUAUGCUUGCGGGUUUUCCGAUCAGGCCAAGCUUUAGGUGGUCACAAGAGGUCCCAUUUUGUUGGAGGUUUUGAAGACAAAACUAUGGUGGUUAGACAAGAAACACCUGACACUCAGAUUAGUGGUCUUUUUGAUCUUAAUCUUCCAGCUCCAAUGGAGGAAGCUGCAAAUGGGCAUGUCGGAUUUAUGGCAUGGUAGGUUUGGAAGAAGCCAGAAACACUGAGUUCAUGAUGGGUCUUAUUUUUACCGAUCAGUACUUUUGCCAUUGUUUCAUGAUGAAGGUAAUUCAUUCACGAUGUAUAGACAAGUUGGGUUGAAUUUCCCCCCCUCUACUUUCCUUAGGCACCAAAUUCAUGGACCUCUUAUGGAGGAAAUUCUAAAAAGUGCCCCUUCAAAUGUUGGGAGAGAAAUUUCCUUUUAAAGUUUCUUAAGGUCCUAACCAAACACUGUAACUUUUAGGAAAUCCACUUCCUGCAAGUCAACAACAGCUUCCUCCACUUCCGUAAUAAAAAAAAGUUUUUUUAUCCUUCACUUUAAAACAGUAUGAACACAGUUCCUGUAAUGCAUUGUUCUUGGUCUUGCUUGCCUUAAUUUUCUCUGCAAAGUAGAAAAGCAUUACCAAUUGAGACUCUCCUGUUUAAUCAUUUACAAAUGGGAGCAAAACAAAGAGUUAGUUGGGUGAAAUCUUAAGUUUAAAGGCUUUGAGAAAUGGAUGAUUAAUUUGUGGAAUCAUGAAAGAAUCGAGGUCAUAUGCACUUUUUAUUUCCCAAGAAGAAAUGUUGUUUCAAAGUGGUUAGCACAGACAGCCAACCCUUAAGCAUAAAAAUCCAUACCAAGUCAUUGCAAAUUUUUUAUUUUAAAGUCUUUCUUUUUAUUAUAUAUAUAUAUAUAUAUAUAUAUAUAGAUAUAUAUGUAUAUAUUUUCCUCUAUAGUUUGAAAGGAUUGGAGGAUUUUUUUUUUUUUAAUUUUUUUUUUUUACUUGUAUAGCUUUAUUCUGCAGAACAUACCCUUCUAUUUAUUGUUUUCAAAUUCCACUUCAUUCAAUUAUCUCAGAGAGUUGGGAGUGUUAAAUAUACGACCACUUCAUAGCCCAAAGGAAGGGCAAGAGUCAGACUGCAUCAAAGUGGAAUCAAGAACCACUCAAAGGAAAGUAUCAAAAGCUUUUGUGGAAUUUGGGAAUUAUGAAAACUCAAAUGGGCUGGACUCAAUCUGCAUGAUAGAGAUAUAUUUGCAUUUGUUGAGCUGCUUUAGAUUUGGUUCAAAACUUUGUUCUUUUUAAUAUUUAUCUUUCUGAAACAGUGUUUUUGCUUGUUUUUUCUUUAAAAUUUACUGGAGUAUAGCCAAUAAUUCUGUCGUAAUAACUUUUUUCUCUAGGAAAUGAUUUCUAAAAAAUCAAUUAAUUAGUAUUUUAUUUCAAAAUCACUUAAUAAACGAUCUAAAACCAAAAAUGUAUUUAUAUAUAUAUUUUUUAUCCAACACCAUCAGAAGUGUUUUAUCUUUUCAGAAAUUAAUUUUAAGCGUUUUAAAAUCAAUGUAAAUACACAGUUAAUAUUGUUUGUAUAUGUAAGAAAUGUUGCAUAUAAACUUCAAUCAGUAAAAGGGUUUACACUUUACUACUUCUA